Messenger RNA from Olea europaea var. sylvestris, 719 nucleotides. RefSeq names its product bZIP transcription factor 68-like. Gene Ontology annotation, cellular component: nucleus. The transcript has 6 exons. Gene Ontology annotation, biological process: regulation of DNA-templated transcription. NCBI's taxonomy places the organism in Eukaryota, Viridiplantae, Streptophyta, Magnoliopsida, Lamiales, Oleaceae. The record is from RefSeq and is a predicted model, not a curated record. The annotation marks the transcript as partial. Gene Ontology annotation, molecular function: sequence-specific DNA binding; DNA-binding transcription factor activity.
GCGUAAGAUAACCUCACUCCUAUCCUUUGCAUAUGUCCCGGAGGCAUCUUAAGUUUAAAUGUGCUGGGCAAAGUGUAUGAUUGUUUGUACUUCUGCUGUAGCAGGGUGUUUUUGUUCUGAAUGGAUGUACAUUCAGUUUUAUAACGGAUGGUCUGAGUGAUACUGGAGGAAGCGGUGUAGUCUAAAUGAGGGAUAGUACUAAGAAGUCUGAGAUGGAUAAAUCUUCUAAAGAGGUGAAAGAAACAAAGGAGUCAAGAACUUUUGAUUUGCCGGCGCAGAAUUCAGCAACUUCUGGUACGGUCACUGCUGAAUGGGCUGCCUAUCAGGUGCCUCCACAUGCGUUCUUGGCAUCAAGUCCCCAACCGCACCCAUAUAUAUGGGGAGUUCAGCAAUUUAUGCCACCAUUCAACACUCCACCACAUCCAUAUGUUGCACUGUAUCCCCCUGGGGGCAUAUAUGCACAUCCAUCUAUACCUCCGGGAUCAUACCCUUUCAGUCCUUUUGCUAUGCCAUCACCAAAUGGUAUUGCUGAAGCCUCUCCUAACACUCCUGGCUACAUGGAACUGGAUGGUAAGUCAUCUGAGGGGAAGGAAAAACUGCCCAACAAAGUAUCUGAGGGAAAUGUAUCCAGUUUGAAUAUGGUUAUUGGGAAGGAUACUGAACCUUGUAAAACAUCUGGUGCAUCUGCGAAUGGUGUACAUUCUAAAAGGUAUGAUGAA